Molecule: messenger RNA, 435 nt
Organism: Penicilliopsis zonata CBS 506.65
Lineage: Eukaryota; Fungi; Ascomycota; Eurotiomycetes; Eurotiales; Aspergillaceae
Exons: 2
Coding region: 1-435 (144 amino acids)
Molecular function (GO): oxidoreductase activity
Source: RefSeq, a predicted model, not a curated record
AUGGAACCCGGCAAAAAGUACCUGUGCCUCAACAUUCUGGGCUUCAAGAACGCCGCCGUGUCGGCCCAGGAAUACUACGACUACAUGGUCAAUGUGCAUGCUCCGCAUGUAGGCGGUUUACUGGCCAAGUAUGGCAUUGUUCACUGGACGAUGACACACGCCGAUGCAGAGUCGCCCGCGCAGUUUGACCGGAUCCGCGACGGCCUGUUCUCAAACUACGCCCCCUUUGACGUCUGCGUGACGCUGGUGAUGCCCGACAUCGAGACCUGGAUCCGAUUCAAGGCCGACGACUUCUUCAAGCAGAGCGUCGGGCCCGACCAUCACCGCUUUGCAGACACGAAGCGCUCGCAGAUGAUGCUGGGGUGGUAUACCCCGUUGCUCAAGGAUGGCCGCCUGUUGGUCUCGGAAAAGCAUCACGCCACGGCGAAAUUGUAG